AUGGCUCUUAUUACGGCCGUGCCUCGCUCCCGCCGCGCUGACACCGCCGGGCUGAGCGCGGAGUCGCCUCCAGCGGGAAGGCACUUCCGUUAUCUGCGCGCCCGCGCCCCCUCCUCAGCCCGCUCUCUCUCUCCCUGGAUGUUUAAGGCGAGGAUGAACAAACAGGUCCAGCCCGAGCGCAAAGUGUCGGUGGUGGCCCCCUUGCCGGACCGCGCGGGGCCGCCGCCCCCGAAGAAGGACGUGGAGCUGAUCCUGGUGAAGGAGCACAACGGGGUGCAGUACACCAGCAGCAGCCUCCUGCCCGCCGCCCCCGCGCCGCGCUACGGCGCCCAGGACAGGGAGACCUGGGGCAAGAAAAUCGACUUCCUCCUCUCCGUCAUCGGCUUCGCCGUGGACCUGGCCAACGUCUGGCGAUUCCCAUACCUCUGCUACAAAAAUGGAGGGGGUGCUUUUCUUAUUCCCUAUAUUCUCUUCUUAAUCAUUGCGGGAAUGCCCCUGUUCUAUAUGGAAUUAGCACUGGGACAAUAUAACCGAGAAGGGGCUGCCACUGUCUGGAAAAUCUGUCCAGUUUUCAAAGGUGUAGGCUAUGCAGUGAUACUCAUAGCUCUUUACGUGGGUUUCUACUACAACGUUAUCAUAGCUUGGUCUCUGUAUUAUCUAUUUUCGUCAUUCACAUUUGAGCUCCCCUGGACAAACUGUGACAACAGUUGGAACAGUCCAAACUGUACAGAUCCCAAACUCUUCAAUGCAUCAGUGCUUGGCAAUGGUACUAAAUACUCGAAGUACAAGCUCACUCCUGCAGCUGAAUUUUAUGAGCGAGGAGUUCUGCACCUGCACGAAAGCCGUGGGAUCCAUGACCUUGGCUUGCCUCGCUGGCAGCUUUCCCUCUGCCUCUUGGUGGUGGUAAUCAUUCUUUUCUUUAGUCUGUGGAAAGGCGUGAAGACUUCGGGAAAGGUUGUUUGGAUAACAGCCACUUUGCCUUAUGUUGUAUUAUUUGUCUUACUAAUACACGGAAUAACCCUCCCUGGUGCAUACAAUGGAAUAAAUGCAUACCUGCACAUAGAUUUCAGAAGAUUAAAAGAAGCCACAGUGUGGAUUGAUGCAGCUACUCAGAUAUUUUACUCCUUAGGAGCUGGGUUUGGUGUUUUAAUUGCAUUUGCCAGUUACAAUAAGUUUGACAACAACUGUUACAGGGAUGCUUUGCUGACUAGUACCAUUAACUGUGUCACAAGCUUCAUCUCGGGAUUUGCAAUUUUCUCCAUAUUGGGGUACAUGGCUCAUGAGCACAAAGUUAAAAUUGAGGAUGUAGCUACUGAAGGAGCUGGUUUAGUUUUCAUCCUGUACCCAGAGGCAAUUUCAACUCUUUCAGGAUCUACAUUUUGGGCUGUGGUGUUCUUCAUCAUGCUCCUUACUCUUGGCAUCGACAGUUCUAUGGGGGGAAUGGAAGCUGUCAUCACUGGCUUGGCAGAUGAUUUCCACAUUCUGAAGCAGCACAGGAAGCUCUUCACCUUUGGCGUUUCUUUUGGCACUUUCCUACUUGCCCUUUUUUGCAUCACCAAUGGUGGAAUUUAUGUUCUCACACUUCUGGACACAUUUGCAGCUGGGACUUCAAUAUUGUUUGCUGUUCUUAUGGAGGCAAUUGGAGUUUCCUGGUUUUAUGGUGUGGACAGAUUCAGUGAAGAUAUCCAACAAAUGAUGGGCUUCAAACCAGGCCUCUACUGGAGACUGUGCUGGAAAUUUGUUAGCCCUGCUUUUUUAUUGUUUGUCGUGAUAGUCAGCAUAAUAAAUUUCAAACCUCUGACCUACGACGACUACACCUUCCCUCUCUGGGCAAACCGCAUUGGCUGGGGAAUAGCAUUAUCUUCCAUGGUGCUUGUGCCUGCCUACAUCAUCUAUAAAUUUAUGAAUGUGCGUGGGACCUUUAAAGAAAGACUAGCUUACUGCAUCACACCUGAAAAUGAGCACCAACUCGUGGCACAAGGAAAUGUCAGGCAAUUUAAGCUCCAACACUGGCUAACAAUAUGACAACCAACAGGUCAAGGAAAAAAGCUCACGUGUUAAGCUAAACUGAAAAUACGGAAAAGUCAAGUUCAAAGCUCCCUCGAUUAUGCUUGGCCCAGGCUGGCUCAGAGCUUAUCUACUGACUCUUUGAGGGAAGACACCUGCUCUCUGUUGUCAAUGCCUCCCUUCUAUUACUUGGCUUCAAAUGAUCUUUAAAGACUUCGUUUAAUUUUUCUUGCAUCCUUUGGUGCCAUGAAAUCCCUACAUGACCAAAACUUGUGAGUUUUGCUAUUGGCAGAAGUGGAGGAGGGGGGAGCAGAGAAAAAAAAAAAAAAAAGCAAUCAGCAUAAGUUAAAUGCUUUUCUUAUUGUGAAGAAGUGAAUUAAACUUUUCUGACAGUAAUAAUUACUUCAGACACUCAUGCCACAACCUAUCAUAAACAAACACCACCUGGACAUUCUUAGGCCUAAGGAAAGAGUACAUCUCAAUUAUGAGGAAAGAGCAACUUUAACUAUGUACUCCUGUCAUUAGCUUUCUUGCCAUACUAUCCUUUGGGAUAUGAGUUUGCAUGCUACUGAAGUGAAGACUCAGUGCUUCAUUUUCAGUGGUUUGUUAUUAGUUUCUAUUCUCGGUGAAGAACCUUGUCCUUGCUGUGUAUGUCCAUGCCAUUUUCUGCCCAGUUUAAUUCCACAAGCUGAAGAGUAGCAGGAACAGAAUUCCUGUUACAGCUACUAGUACAGAACACAGCUGAAUACCACACUGUACUUCAUGAAAAAUAUAUUCCCUUCUAUCAUAUGAAAUGGCUUUAUCAUAUGAUCCAUACUCCACAGACUUUUCCAGCUAAGUAGGAAAGUUACAUCCAAGUAGACUUUCAUCUUUUUUUAUAUUUUGUUCCAAAUAAAGAAUGUAAAAUAUAUAGAGAUAAUAAUUUUUAGAACUAUAUAAUUACCCAGUGGCACAAAAAUACCAGACUCUGGCUUUAUUCUCCUGCUAUGAACAUGCUGUUAUUCUAAUUUAACCUGAAUUCACCUACCAAAUAAUAGUAAGAUUGCGUUGAAUAAUUUAAAAGGAUAUUUUAGGCACACUCAGCUCUCUAAUCCUAUUCCAGCUCUUCUUUCUAGUAGUAUUAUGCAAAGUAGAAGAUACAGAACAAACUCUGCAUUUGGGUGCUGUUCUUAUUCUGUGGUCACUUGUCACUGUUGUACCUUUCCAGUGAUCACUACAUUCGGUAGCUCUGAGUUAUUUCUUGUAGUUAUUUACCACUAGAUCUACAGUAAUUUUCAGAGGCCGUAGCUUCUCAGCUGGAUCCAACCCAGCAUUUACCUCUGGACAUUACCUCUGAAUUUUUUUGUCUCUAUACAUUCAAUUCAGCUUGUCUUUUAAAUGUUAUGUAGUGCUUCCUCUUUUUAAAGAGAUAUUUUUAAAGGAUGGGCCUUUUUUAUUUAUAAAACAUUUUUAUUGAGUUUUUUCUUUUUUAAAAUAGACCAGUUUAAGAGUCCCAAGUGAUUUUAGCUUUUUCUGUCUAAUAUUGAUUUCUGUUCAAAUACUGAAAGGGAAAUUUCUCUCCUUAUUGAUCCUUUUCCUCCAACAUGUUCAAUACUCAGAAUGUAUCAAAUACUGUCCUUUUCUUAAAGGAUCUCCAUGACAAAUAGUAGUUUUAUUUAAACAGGGGUUUAAAUUCAAAGAAUAUUUUCUUCUAAUUAUAAACAAAGUCAUAUUUGCUGGCCCAGCUGCUGGCCAAAGGCUGCUUAAACCCUGUUAUUAAAUAUAUUUCAAUAAUUAAGGAAUUCCAAAUGUUACGGUUCUAAGGCUGUAAGUACACAACAGGCUAAACAGUGAAAAUAUGUUGAGGGUUUCAAAAAAAGUCAUCCCACCAAUUUCACAGUUAAUCCCAUUUUUAUUGUUUGCUGAACUACAUGAGAAUCUUUUCAUUGUUAUAAAUUUACUUUUCAACAAUACAGCUGCUUCAGUCACUGGCUUGGCAUGGCUCAAAAGCUUCUUAGCAUAGAUGUGAUUACUAAGUUCUGAAACUCUUGAGGGCUGCUUGACCUGGAGCUUUAAUAGUCUGUCAUAUCACACAUUGCUUGCUUCGUUCAUGAUUGGAAAUGCUGAAAACCUGCAUUAGUGUUCACUUGUGACACACCCAAUCACCCCCAUCCAUACAGCAAAACCCAUGUAGGAAAAGGUACAUUUCAUCACCACUCUGCUCUGAAAUAGGAGCAAAGCUCUCUUAGCAUGGGAGGGAAGUCAGCCUUACCCAACAUGUUCAGGUUUGAUUGUAUUUUUAAUACCAACUCCCAAGGCAAUUAGCUACUACAUUAUUUUUAUUUCUGUUACUGUGUAACUUCUUAGGUUUAGUGUGGUAUUUAUAGCUCAGGACUCCAUUGCACUAUUGCCACCUUGUUCUGAAGUUUUGUUGGUAAAGAACUUGCAAUCUGUACAGAACACAGAAGUCAUAUCAGACCAAGCAGGAAUCUUGCUGCCAUAAUUAGCCUGAAUGAAAAAGACAAUACACAGGGCAUGACUGCAUACCUAGACUUUAAGUUCAGGAUGUUGCCCAAGGAAAGUCUCCCCCAAAAUAAUGCAACUUCUAUCCCAGAGACAAAAGAACAAUGUCUUCAGUUCUCCACAGAAUAAGAUGAUGAACUACCUCAUGCCUCUUGGAUGAUAAAUGAUGCCAAUAGACACAGACUAUCAUCCAUUCAAAUGACAAAUACUUUUGUGAAGUAUUUUCUUUACUCCACUCAAUGAUAUGGUACAGACAGUCCAAAAAAGAAGCCAUAGCACUGGCACCCACCUCCUCUUAGGGACCUGCUUUGAGCUCCCAAAUACAUUGUCAAUAGGAAAAUAUCAAAUGCCACUAAGUUAUUCAUCUCCCUUAGUUCACGUUUGUAGUUUAAAAAAAAAAAAAAAAAACCAAAACCAAAAAACACACCACCCAGUCAGGUUCUUAUCACCCAUGUGGUUUAACUGCAAGUCUUCCUCUAACUGUGUCUUGAAUUUUCGGCCCAGCAGCUCACUCCUCCCUCAGCUGUACUUAUUACAGGGACAGACCCACUCUGGAGAACGGUGCUCUCCCAGAUAUCCCUGUGGGAUGGCAAGUGAAUGCUGGUUGAGUGUGCAGCCUGCUUCCAGAAGAAGAAAAUGUUUGGUACAAACUUAUUCAAGACACAACAUCAUCUGCUUGUUAAUUGUGUUUGUUGUUUUGGUAACAAGCCAGUGGGAAAAAUUCAGUGAAGCAAUUAAAUAGCUCAUUUGGCAGUUCUAGAAAAUAUUUCCUUAAAAGCCUUUUCUUAAUCUGAUAAAGGAAGCAGCUGUCAUACAUUAGCAUCUCUCUUCUGACCUUUCUUUCGAGGAGUGAAAAAGACCUGCCUGUGACCCACAGUGUUCCACCAACCCACAGAAACUUAGUUAGCACCAAGGAAAGAGGUCCUCCAUUCUCUCUUUGUACCCCUCCCUGCUCUCAUUCAGCAAGACAAUUCUUCUCAUCCUUGGUACUUUUCCAAAGCUACAUUACUAAAACUCCACGGUUUUAGAUUUCUGGAAGAAACAGUGGCUCUUUCAUGCACAAUAGUUCAAAAAGCACUAGUGCUAUUUAGUGUCUGGCCUCUGUUGGACACAUACCUUUUUUGUCAGUCCUUCUCGUUGUUCCAUCACAUCCUGAGACACACACCCUGGCAACACUUGAAAGACAUCUUACCACAGUGAGGGAUAAUGCAGGAUAUCCAGGAUCAAACGCGAUAUUUUAAAUAUAGAAUGUAGGAGAAGCACUUGGGUGUUACUAUUGUGUGUGUUCCCUGACUGCACGUGCAAUGUGUGUCGUAUGUCAUUUUCCCAGAGGAAAUUUCCUAUACUUGGUCAUUUCUUCUCAGCAAAAUACCUUUUGAGUGUUAUUAUUUAAAAAGGUCAAACCCAAACAUUUUGUAUAUACAUUCAACUUUUUAUGCUAUUGUUUUGACAUGAAUUAAGUUUAUUUUGUACUGUUAGGUUGUAGGAGGCCACAUCAAAAGUUCUUUUGCUGUUAAUGUCUCUUUUGCAGUUCUUCCAAUUCAUACAGCAUUAAAUAGCAGAUACUUGUUUUUAGGGGAGUAGAUAGCUUUCAUUCAUAUCCUAGGCUGCUUCAUUAAGCUCCAUGAGGCAUUGGCAAAUGCUUAAGAAUUUCUUUCCAAAGAACCAAUUAAAACCAUAGAUCAGCAUUUUCAAAAGAGAUAAGACCUAAAGAUGUUUUAUUUGCAGUGCCCUCUUAAAACAUUUUAAAAUGAAUCUGAAGGACUCAGACAUUAGCAAGUUAUCACAGUUCAACACACGGCAGUGUAUAGCCCACCUGCAAAAAUUAUGUGUGAACUCUGAGCCUCUCAGAGCAGUAAAAUAGGAUAAUUUUGUUCUAACACACUUUACUAAGAAUAUUUAUGGUCCACAGAUCACCUUAUGUAAGAACUCAAUUUUCUUAAUGUAAAGGCAAAGAUGAUGUUUGAGAUUAGACCCUUGAAUCACCUGGGAGACUUUUCCAGUCUACCUUCCUCUGACUCACACAAUGCUCCUGCUGGUGACUGUGGGCUCACCCCACUAACCAGAGCAAAGUCAAACUGUUAAAGGAUGAUGCUAAACUGUUUAUUCAAGUAAGAAACCAGACCUUGGAGUGACCAUACCAGGUUCAUAUCUAUAUACAAGCAGAAAGGAGCAUAUGGACUAUUUUAAGCAAAGCUGGCCAGAAAUCACCAUAAAGGACUGAAUCUCUGAGCUGCUUGGACACCUGAGUUAUUACAGAUCUUCAUUUACUACACUGGUACAUUACUCUGGUACAUGAGAAGGCCAGCCAUGUGCUGGCUUCCUUUUGAAGAAAGGUACACAAGUACAUGACACUGCAAAACAGUCUGAAAAAAAAUUUAGAACUUAACUUAUGCAAGCAGUUAAGCUCUGUUACAUCUGUGACCUUGCAUCACUGAGUUUCAGAAGGGAUCAUAUGCAGGGAAUUGUUCUAUGUCAAACAUCCAUGUUUGAGUGUUUCUGUGCCGUGGAAAAUAGUUUUUUGUUCAGCCAUUUCAGUCUGUUGUAACUCAGACCUCAACUGGAACACUUCACCAAGCACUUGCCCCUCUCUAAUCCAUAUUCUCAAAGAACAGUUUUUGCUGACAACCAUCCAAGAGCACUCAGACUGACCAAGCAGGAACAUGUGUUCCUAUUUGUUCUGCCUGAUUAAGUUUAACUGUGGAAUGACAAGAUUUGUAAAGAGAAACUUUUCCUAGACCAAAAAAUUCCAGAUUUUUGCACAUUGUUCCUAAUAAAAAUUAAUUCAAUAUAGGACCAGGAUCCUCAGCUGGUGAUUAAUUUGCACAGUGGUACUCUUCACUGCCCAAGACCGAAUUCAGAUGCAUCUACAUGCAUCAGAGACUACUAUAGAGAACUAGGAGGCCAAUACAAACAUUUCAACCAUUAGGAAAACACAGCAGGGUAAUUAGAGUUUCAUUUAAAAGAAAAUUUGCUUAGACAAACUGCAAUCACUGUGUGACUGAUGGAGCAGAAAUAAGCAGAGAAACAGAAGACUACCAGAAGAAUAUAAGUGACAGAUAUCGUGGCUGUGGUCAGUGAAAAUGUCCUGCUCAGAAGGACAUGUGGGUGUCCAGAUCCAAGUAGUUUGGCAGAGAAAGGGAGAAACUGAGAGGUUUAAGUCUCAGUCCAGCAGCUCAGCAUUCAUGUCCAUUAACACUGAAUUAGUUUCCAGAAGAAUUGUGGGCCUUUUCUGCCCAAGCACUGACAGCAAGAUUGAGCCACCUGUGCUUUGCUUUCCUCCUUUCUUUCGGUGUUUCUUUAGCUGCCAUACUAAACAUAAGUUGCUUAAUUUCUUUAAUAAGGAAAGAGAACAAAAGCAGUGAACUGAGAGAAUUACUAAGCCUUAAGUUGGCUCUCUUUUAAAGGUGUCAUGUUGUUUCUUGGUCACUGCCAAGAGGCCUCAAACUUGCAGGUGAGCUACAUCUGUAAUUUACCUUGAAUUCUGUGAACCUGUCUGCAAGACUUAACUCUCGUUUGUGAUGGGCAAUAUCAGUUAAAAAGGGAGAACCUCCAAAUAGGACAUUUGGAAAAUAAAUUCUAAUAGGUGUGAUAAAGAUUUGCCUUACAAAUAAAAGCUUUAUAGUGAGCAUUUACUUGGUUUACACCAGUGUUUUACUUAAUUUUUAAUGCCUUUUUAUAGCAGUGACUAGAAUUUACCUUAGAUAAGAGUUCCUCUGUAUAGGAACUAUUUUAAUAUUUUUACCAGGUUUUUUUAAUUUUCAUAGAAUAUGUGUAUAUUGUAAGGCGAGAAAUUCAACUUUGAUGUAACAAGGGUAUCACACAAGACCUAUCUCUCCAUUAUAAGAUUUUGUAGUCAGCCAGUCUAGUUCCAUAACAUGUUGGCCUUUGACUAUAAAUGUAAAAAUGUGAUAAAGGAGAAUAGAAUAUUACCUACAGCUAAUGCACAUUGUAGCACAAUAUUCUCCAUUGCUGCCUUAAUCUCAUAAAAUGAACUCAUGUGUUUUUAAUUUCUAUUCCAAAAAAAACCAAAAAAUCCAGAGUAUCCUUUGGCUGCAGUUUUGUGUUGUUAGAUGACUUAAGAUCAAACCAAAUGUGUUAGUGUCCAGUAGUUCUACUUCCAAAGCAAGAGAACACAUCGCAGUUUUCAGGAAUAAGUUUUCAUAGGAGCUCAAAAUUUACCAGUAGUAUAAAUACUCUCCAAAGUGCCCCAGUGACCAAAAGUGUCCAAACAUAGACAUGAUAUGUCCAUGCCUGAUUCCAUGAAUUGUGCAAUCUGAAUCUGCAGGCCCUUUACCUUUACUUCUUUUU
This is a messenger RNA of Pipra filicauda (Wire-tailed manakin), 8820 nucleotides long. RefSeq names its product solute carrier family 6 member 2 (gene SLC6A2). Gene Ontology annotation, biological process: dopamine uptake involved in synaptic transmission; sodium ion transmembrane transport. Gene Ontology annotation, cellular component: neuronal cell body membrane; neuron projection; plasma membrane. Gene Ontology annotation, molecular function: neurotransmitter:sodium symporter activity; dopamine:sodium symporter activity; norepinephrine:sodium symporter activity. NCBI's taxonomy places the organism in Eukaryota, Metazoa, Chordata, Aves, Passeriformes, Pipridae. The record is from RefSeq and is a predicted model, not a curated record.